Pipistrellus kuhlii (Kuhl's pipistrelle) is the source of this 2654-nucleotide messenger RNA. It is a transcript of the gene BRIX1, whose product is annotated as biogenesis of ribosomes BRX1. Lineage: Eukaryota; Metazoa; Chordata; Mammalia; Chiroptera; Vespertilionidae. Gene Ontology annotation, molecular function: rRNA binding. Gene Ontology annotation, cellular component: nucleolus. The transcript has 10 exons. The record is from RefSeq and is a predicted model, not a curated record. Gene Ontology annotation, biological process: ribosomal large subunit assembly; rRNA processing. The coding region runs from base 153 to 1214 and encodes 353 amino acids.
GCUGGGCGAAGCCUAGAGAGGCGACCGGAAGAAGGCGUCCUAGGCCGGCGGAGGACCCAGAGCGCAGCGCACGCUGGACCAUAGAGACGGGAAGUGGGAGCGAGAGGCCGCGCCGGAAGGAAGAAGACCCGGCGCGCAGGCGGCUUGGCAAGAUGGCGGCCACCAAGAGGAAGCGGCGUGGAGGCCUGGCGGGCCCGGCGAAGAGGCCGAGGAAGAGCGAGAAGGAUGCCAGGCCUGCAGCGAAGCAGCGCGACCAGGCCGAGGAGGCGGGGGAAGAGGACAGGAACCGCAUCCCAGGCCCCGUGUGCAAGGGCAAGUGGAAAAAUAAGGAACGGAUUCUCAUCUUUUCUUCCAGAGGAAUAAAUUUCAGAACAAGACAUUUAAUGCAAGACUUAAGAAUGCUGAUGCCUCAUUCUAAAGCAGAUACUAAAAUGGAUCGCAAAGAUAAGUUAUUUGUGAUUAAUGAGGUUUGUGAAAUGAAAAACUGCAAUAAAUGUAUCUAUUUUGAAGCUAAGAAGAAACAAGAUCUCUAUAUGUGGCUUUCAAAUUCACCUCAUGGUCCAUCUGCUAAAUUCCUAGUUCAAAAUAUUCAUACCCUCGCUGAGCUAAAGAUGACCGGAAACUGUCUGAAAGGUUCUCGGCCCCUUUUGUCCUUUGACCCUGCUUUUGAUGAAUUACCACAUUAUGCUUUGUUAAAAGAACUCUUAAUUCAGAUCUUCAGUACACCACGCUACCAUCCCAAAAGCCAACCGUUCGUGGACCACGUGUUUACUUUCACUGUUUUGGAUAAUAGGAUAUGGUUUCGGAACUUUCAGAUCAUAGAGGAAGAUGCUGCUCUUGUAGAAAUAGGACCUCGCUUCGUCUUAAAUCUCAUAAAGAUUUUCCAGGGAAGUUUUGGAGGACCAACUUUAUAUGAAAAUCCUCACUACCAGUCCCCGAACAUGCAUCGACGUGUUAUACGAUCCAUCACAGCUGCAAAAUAUAAGGAGAAACAGCAAGUUAAAGAGGCACAAAAACUGAGAAAGAAAGAACCAAAGACUGUUCUUCCACAUGACCCCACUGCAGAUGUUUUUGUUACACCAGCUGAGGAAAAGCCCAUAGAAAUUCAGUGGGUGAAACCAGAGCCAAAAGUUGAUUUGAAAGCAAGAAAGAAGAGGGUUUACAAAAGACAAAGAAAAAUGAAACGGAAGGUGAACAGUGGAAAUACAAAAUGAAUCGAUGGAUAAUUAAUUUUUCAGUUCUUUCAUAUUUAUUUUGUAUUCAGUGUGUGAAUAUUUUUAUUCAGGACUAUUUACAACUAAUUAGUGUUUCAUUUAAAAGAAAAAAUUAAAAUUUUGUGGCUUCAGUAUCUGUUUUUCUAAAUAAAAUAUCCCUAGAACUCAAAUUUCUGUUCAAAGGUUAUUUGCUAUUAUUAAAAAUUUAGAGCACUUAAGAGUUAGGCCUGUCCUCUUAGAUUAAAACUUUUUAUUUGUUUGUUUAGCAAAGCUAGAUUGUAAACAAUUUAUUGGGUUACUAGUAAACAUAGCAUUAGGCACUUGGAGCGUAGUUUCCGAUGGGGAGGUAGGGGUUGACUGGGAGGAAAGAAAGCAUCUUAGUAGGUUUGAGUCCCUGAGUCACCAAUUAAUGAGCCCUUGGACAAGCCAACGUCUGUUCUUGUUUUCUCAUUUCAAAAAGGUACAACAAAAAUGCUUAGGUUUUGAGAAUCGAAUUCUUUCAUUGAAAGCAUUUUGUAAGUUAAAUUUUAGAAGCAGUGGGUAUAAAUUACUUAUUGAUAGUAAAAGGAAGAAGUACAAGGCAGUUGUUAGGAGGUACUAGAAUAUUUGAAUUUCUCUGAAUUAUUUGCAGCAAAAGGAUAUAUAUGUAUCUUCAGAAGUUGUAUAGAUACUACAUAACUAAUAAAAUUAAGUCAUGCUGUGGAGGUCUGUCAUCACUUUAAUUUCACAAUCAUUUUCCCAUGUCUGUUUUACAAUAUGGUUAGUAAUUGUACAGUAUUCUACUCUAUAGCACAUGUCAGUUUUUUAUUAAGUAGUUCAGUUACAUAUUUUCUUGUAUAGGUGCUUGCAGUAAACAUUCCUAUAUACAAAUUAUUUUGUACAACGUUCAUAUAUUCUAGUACCUUCUAACAACAGCCUCUAAGUAGUAGGACUCAGGUCAGAACAUUAAAAGUUCUUAUUGCUCCCCUAAAUAUUAUACCUCACCAGAAGUUAGAGCAUUCAUUUUCUUUUACCUUUGCAGUGGUGAAAUAAUCUUUGUCUAUUGGAUAGUUAAAAAAUACUGUUUUCUUGGUGUUUUUUCGUUAGGUAUUGGUUCUUAAGACUUUUGUUUUGGGGUGUUGGUUAUUGUCAUUAAUUUUUCCUAAUUUGUAAGAGCUCUUAUAUAGUAAGUUCAUUCUAGACGUCUUUUCUGUUUCAUCACUUGUAGUUUAAUUUAAAAUUUUUUUUUUUAAAUAUAGACAGGAUGAUAAAUUUUUCCUCAUUCCAUUUUCUCUUAAUUUUCUACUAAAAAACGCCUUCCUGAGACUAUAAUUAGGCUACUUGAUCUGAAAAUAGUCUAAAUGAUGAGGCUACUGAAGUCUUCUAAAUUAUGCAGAUAAUUCAGGUCAGAUUUUAUUGAUAAAUCUGGCCUUAUAUAAAAAUAACUUCAGGAUUUUUUUU